GAGUUUGUUAGUGAGUGUGAGCGUUGUUUUGCUGGCACUACUGGGAUCUUCUCCUACCGAUACAAGAAAAAAAAAACUAUGGCCGAGGAAGCAUCCUUUCGUGACGCUACGGCGAUUGCGUCCGUUCCGGGGCUCUCGGCUGCUUCCGAGUCUGUAGCCGCCGACCAGCAGCCCAAGAAGUUUCCCAAGGGAGUGGUUCUGGGCAAGGAUGGCAAACCAUGCCGAAGCUGCACAUCAUUUGCUUCAUGGGCCGCACUGGCCAAAGAAGCGCCCAAAAAAGAUGCCGUCGCCGGCAGCAGAGCAGUAUCUACAACAGCUGUCGCCUCGGGCCCUCCAGCCGACUGCCCGCCCGACGUCGAGACCCUUGGACGGAGCACCUGGACGCUCCUCCAUUCCAUCGCCGCAUCGUACCCAGAAACGCCAUCGCGGACGCAGCAGUCGGACCUGCUAAGCUUCGUCGGGCUCUUCUCCAAGCUGUACCCGUGCUGGGUAUGUGCCGAGGACUUCCAGGGCUACAUGGCACGGCAAAAGCCGCAGGUGUCCAGCCGUGACGAGUUUUCACAGUGGCUCUGCCGCGCUCACAACGACGUCAACAGAAAGCUGGGGAAGCCCGAGUUUGACUGUUCGCGAUGGGAUGAGCGCUGGAGGACCGGGUGGAAGGACGGCCGAUGCGACUGAUGGCCUCCUGGAAGAUGGACGAAUGUAUGUGUACGAUUAGAAGGAGGAGGGAAUAUUUUGGAAAAGGAAAAGGGGUAACGAAAGGUGCUGCAAAUGCAUGCACAGUGUACGAUUGUCAGCGGCUGAUGUAUUGCCAGCCAUAGACGGACGGCGUUGGGAGUUGGGAAUAGGGGCAAUAGACAAGACGCCGUGCUGGGCCGUGGUACGAGGUAUCAUGACUUGUGUGCGCAUGGUGGCGAGAGAGUGCGAGCAUGCCACGAGAGAGAGAAAAAUCUUUACUCACCCUCACAGCUCGAUGGGCUCUCAACCUAUCGACUUAUCAAUUCCACUAUCAAUUCGCAAUC
Trichoderma virens Gv29-8 is the source of this 1022-nucleotide messenger RNA. RefSeq lists its product as uncharacterized. The transcript is spliced from 2 exons. Gene Ontology annotation, molecular function: flavin-dependent sulfhydryl oxidase activity; flavin adenine dinucleotide binding. Bases 79 to 678 code for a protein of 199 amino acids. Gene Ontology annotation, cellular component: mitochondrion. Lineage: Eukaryota; Fungi; Ascomycota; Sordariomycetes; Hypocreales; Hypocreaceae. The record is from RefSeq and is a predicted model, not a curated record.